AUGACGCCUCAGACGACCCUGAGCCUUAUUCUACUCCUGCUGCUCCUCAUCAGCGCGGAGGAGCUGCAUCAACCAGACUCUGUUCUGUUGGUCUCCCCCGGGGAGAAGGCCACUCUCAGAUGCGUCCACUCACACAGAUACGUCUACCUCUACUGGAUCAAGCAGACUGCAGGACACAAGCUCCAACAUGUGGCCUUCAAGCAGAAAUAUGCUAAACCAAAGAUGUGUGCUGAGUUUGAGGAGAGUUCUCGGUUUGAUGUGGAGGAUGUGAAUGGAGUGUUUUAUCUCAACAUCUCGGAUGUGCAGUCGUUAGACGCUUAUCUCUACUACUGUGUCCAAGUCUACACAGACCGCCUGGAGUUCGCUGGAGGCACUCAGCUGCUGUUGAAUGGAACAGACUCCUUGCAGGACAACAGGACCGCUCCUCAAGAGCCUCUCUCCUCCUCUGUGCCGCUGCCGGUGUUGGUCUCUGCUCUGGGGGUCAGUGUGGUGGUCAGUCUCAUCCUGAUGCUGUUACUCAUCAGAGCCACCAGGGGGACAAGGGCUGCAGAGGUGACGUCCAGCCCAGUGACCCAAGCAGAAGAGGACCCUGAGGCGGUGAACUACGUGGCCCUGGACUUCAGAGCACAGAAGCCAAGAGCUGCACAGCGGCAUAGCAACUCAGAGAGAAACACUUUAUACUCCCCACUCUCUCUCUCUCUCUCACACACACACACACACACACACACACACACACAGCGGCACAGCAACUCAGAGAGAAACACUUUAUACUCCCCACUCACUCACACACACACACACAGAGAGAGAGGCACAUUGAAUGAUGAACUGUGAGCUGCUCGUAUCGUCGCUCUAGCUGUCCAUCCACACUGUACCACUCCUGUACUCCAACAGCUCCACCGGCUCCCGGUUCAGUUCAGUUUCCUCCUGUGAACAAGGUCAAGGUCCUCCACAACCUCACCCCACACACCUGUGCAUGUUCCCACUCACCCCACACACCUGUGCAUGUUCCCACUCACCCCACACACCUGUGCAUGUUCCCACUCACCCCACACACCUGUGCGCCCUCCUCCAUGUUCCCGCUCCCUCCUGAUCUCUCAGAUCCUCUUCCUCUCUACACCUGUCUGUCCCCACCACCUGUCUCACCACCUGUCUCACCACCUGUCCCACCACCUGUCUCACCACCUGUCCCCCCACCACCUGUCUGUCCCCACCACCUGUCUCACCACCUGUCUCACCACCUGUCUCACCACCUGUCCCACCACCUGUCUCACCACCUGUCCCCCCACCACCUGUCUGUCCCCACCACCUGUCUCACCACCUGUCUGUCCCCACCACCUGUUUCACCACCAUGAGGAGCAUUCAGCCGCUCUGCUCCCCGUCUCUGGAACAUUGACUCCUUCCCCCUCUUCAAAUCACAACUCAAAUCACAGCUGUUUAAAACUGCCUAUUCCAUCUGACGCCAAUGGCUCUGUCACUUUUAUUGAUUUUAUUUUCAUUAUGAAUUUGUAAACAUAUCUGUCUG
This is a messenger RNA of Sardina pilchardus (European sardine), 1522 nucleotides long. RefSeq lists its product as uncharacterized. The coding region runs from base 1 to 831 and encodes 276 amino acids. Lineage: Eukaryota; Metazoa; Chordata; Actinopteri; Clupeiformes; Clupeidae. The record is from RefSeq and is a predicted model, not a curated record. The transcript has 6 exons. Gene Ontology annotation, biological process: response to bacterium.